Megalopta genalis is the source of this 944-nucleotide messenger RNA. RefSeq lists its product as uncharacterized. NCBI's taxonomy places the organism in Eukaryota, Metazoa, Arthropoda, Insecta, Hymenoptera, Halictidae. The record is from RefSeq and is a predicted model, not a curated record.
CUCUCUCGCUUCUCAAACUAUCUAGCGUUUAAGUUCAUGCUCUUGCUCGACGUUGUUUUGUAACGCAUUUUGUAUAGGUUAUAUUUUGAUGUUUAGUUAUUAAAAAUAUUGCUUGAAGGAAAGCAGGAACAAUGUCUAGAAAAAAACAUAACGUUUCUUAUAUUAAACCGGACGAACCAAAAUUUUUACGAGAACUGAAAGAACGAGUCGGAUAUAAGGAAGGGCCUACAAUUGACACAAAGAGAGAAGUAUUACCAGAAUUUUCGGACGAUGAGAAGGAAGAUCCUGUGGAAGAGCAACCCAUAGUUGUUGUAUUAAGCACGGGUGAUUUAACUGCAGAAGAAGCAGAUGCAUUCAUAAAGAAGAAAGAGAAAGAGGAUGCGAAUGCACCGGCGGAUCUAUCUAAGCCAAUUGUAUUUAAAAAGAAAAAGGAUUCAACGGAAGGAGAUGCUGUAGAUAAGCCGGUCAAAAAGAAAAUGAGAAAAGCGAAGCAAAAGAAAGCGGUGUUAUCUUUUAAUGAUAACGAUGACGAUGACGAUUUUUAGUACUAUAUAAAUAUGCUAAGCGUUAUUGAAAUAUUAAGAUAUUUAACAUUUUACAUCAUAGGAUAAGUUAAGAGUAAGGACAUUUAUUUCCUUUGUAAAUAUACGAGAGAAGAACUCUGUAAAGCACAUAAAGUUUAUAAUUAUAAAAUUACUUGUACGACAAGAUAGAAUAACGAAUGUAAAUAUUAUUCAUGUAUGUACAUAAAUUAUAAAUUACGUUCCCGUAGAACAAAAUAAAAACUUUGGCCACAACGAAUUCGAUAAACAUUGAAAUCUCACGAUAUAAACUAUCGACGGACGAAAAAUAUAAGAAACGAUAAUUACGUGUAUCGUGAACUGUUCGAUACAUUGAUACGAAUCGGAGAACGGUAAAUCGAAAAUAAAUGAAAUUACAAAAUA